Messenger RNA from Pieris rapae (cabbage white), 3301 nucleotides. RefSeq lists its product as uncharacterized. Gene Ontology annotation, molecular function: zinc ion binding. The transcript has 11 exons. Gene Ontology annotation, cellular component: nucleus. NCBI's taxonomy places the organism in Eukaryota, Metazoa, Arthropoda, Insecta, Lepidoptera, Pieridae. The coding region runs from base 108 to 2021 and encodes 637 amino acids. The record is from RefSeq and is a predicted model, not a curated record.
UUGAAGUGGACUGCGAAACAUCAAUGAUAAAACACUAUGUUAGAAUUUAGAAACAAGAAAUCAGUAGCGGCUAGUAUCGUUGUUUCGUAAAAACAAAAUAUUUUAAAAUGAGUAAACCAAAAUCGAAAGUUAAAACUCUCAAAACACAAAAUUUUCUAAGUUCUAAAGUACAGAAAGAUGCCAUCUAUGAAAUUUACCGUUCAUGUCGCCUUUGUGGAGCUGGUACAGGUUACAAAAUGCCUAUCGUUCAAAAUAUUUUUCCAAUAGAAGAUACAGAAGUUGAAUUGAGAACAAAAAUACAGGAAUGUUUGCAGCUACAGGUACAAGAAAAUGACAAAAUGCCACCCCUUAUUUGUGAAUUGUGUGCUGACAAAAUAUGUGAUUUCUAUGAUUUCCUGAUAAUGUGCAAACAGACAAACGAAAGAACCAGAAUGAGAUUGGGUUUACCUAUGCCAGUGAUAAGGAAAGAAGUGAUAGAUUUAAGGGAACCAAGUUUUGAAAUAGAUACAAAAGAAACAGGAAAGUGGUCAAUAAAGAAAGCAAAAGAAGUGAAGGAAGUAAAAAAGGAGAUAAAAAAAGAAUCUAGAGCAGAAAAAGAACUUCGUGAUUUAAUAGCAUCAAAUCCAGUUUUAUCUGUGCCACAGCGCUCACGGUGUAGUAGGACUAGAGAAGAUUGGAAGUCACCGAAAAGACUGCCAUCGCCACCACAAAAAAAGAGCAAUCUAAGGAGUGAGAUGAAAUCAGAAAAGUUAGAAACAAAGAAAGAAUCACAUCUCAGACCCGGACCAGCUAGUUCCAAAUUAAAGAGAUUUAGAGAAAUUGUUCCUAAUGACAUGCAGAGUAAAAAAAUAAAAAUUGAAGAACCUCGUUCUAAACACUUGUCAAGUGUCAAAGUCACUGAUAAUUCGAAGACGAUUGACAUACAGAAGUGUGACGUUUGUAAGAUGCAAUUUCCAAAAGGAAAGUCGUUCAACAAUCACUAUAGGAUACACAAAAAAGUUGUGACUCUUGUUAGUAAACCACAAAGAGAAACUCAAGACAGUAAAGAGGAAACAAAUUUUGUUGGUAAAUGUAGAAAAUGCGGAAAACUGUUUGAAAUACACAGGACAUUUGUAAAACAUCAAGCGGCGUGUAGAGGAGGUAGAGUGAAAAUAGCGUCUUCAGUAAAGAGAGAAAUGAAGCCAGUACAAGUGCGCAUGAUUCGAUGUGACUCUUUGCUAAGUGAAGAUGACAAUGGACAUUAUGACGUCUCGGAUGUCCGAUGUCCCUAUGGUCUGGAUCGAUCAUGUUUUUAUCCUUACAACAAAAACAACUCUUUACUACUCUGCAACAGAAUGGUGGAUAUAAAAUUCCCCGAAAUUCCAGAUGCAUUCGACAUUAAUGAUGAUAUCGAAGAAUUCUUGCAUUGGGACUCAGAUGAUGAGAGCGAUGAUAAUAGAAGAGAAGUAGAAAGUCUAUCGAGGCUCGCUAUAAAAGUGAUAUUCUCUGAUAAAUUCCUUGGGAAAAUCCCAAAGAAGCGAAAGAAAGUAAAACCGUUCUAUCAGGAUUUCGGUUUAAAUAUUGAUAGGAUUAUAAGUAACUUAAGCGAAACAAAUGAAUCUCAGAGUGCUUUUGAUAACAUCAAAGAAAACUGGAGUGAUAAUGUUUCAGACUCUAUUUUGAGAAAUGAUAACGAAAGUGAUACAUUUAGUGUUAUUGGAGAUUUAAAUGAUGAUACUUGUAGCUAUACUGAUACAGUAAAUAAAGAAAUUAAUUAUAAUACUAACGAUUGUGGUGAACCAAGUAAAACAAAUGACACAAUUGAGACGAACAAAUUGGAAGAUGAACGAUCGUCAAUUGGUAUGUUAGAAUUGAAUAAAAAACAUAAUUUGGAUAUUACAGAAACUAAUACAAAUAAUUUUACCGAGAACUGUAAUCUGAAUCCCAAAAUUACACCAAAUACAGAUAAUAAUAGCGUCACAGAGAUCCAAAAAUGUAGUAAUAAUAUUGGCGUGCCAGAAAAUACAUCUUGCAGUGAGUGAUAAAUUCAGUUUUGAAAAGACUAAUAAUCAUAUAGACAAUCUCAAUACAUUAAAAUCCGAAAUUGAACUACUUGAAAUUCAAAUAAUUAAUGAUAACGACGAAGAAGAUUGCGCUAAUAGACGUAGUGAAAAUGUAAAAAAUGAUGAUGUUAUUACACCAGAUGCAAUAUCAAGUGAAAUCGAACCUAAUAUCAGUGCUGAGAUAUUGAAAACUUGUGAAAGUUUGGUGGAAAGUAUUUGUAAUGAAACAGUGCCUCAUAAUCAAGACUGUGAAAUUGCGGUAGAAAAUAUUUCAAUUGAAGAAAAAACAGACAGUGAUGAUAAAAUUAACGAAAACUGUGUUGUAGGAAAUAUAAACAAUGAUAAUAUAAAUGUAAAUACAGAGACUAGUGGUAGUAAUACAGGAGAUUUAGAUAGUUAUACUUCUAAUACUAAAAAUAUCAAUGUUAGUUUUCAAGCCAUGGAAGAUACAUUGAAGGAAAUUACGUCAAAUACAAAUAUAACUAAUGAUUAUAAUAAAGAUUCCAUUAAUGAUAUGAAUAUUGUACCGGAAACGUCCAGUCAAGAUUCUUUAAGUUUAUCUUAUUUUAAUAUGAAUGGAAAAGAAAACAUUCAAAACGAAACGCAAAAUACGGCGGACGUAAAUAAAAUUGAAGAUUCAACAAAAAGCAAAGAUUUUGAAGCAAACUCAGACAAACAACCAGCCCUGGAUGCAGAUGAUUUAGAUAUUUAUAGUGAGCUACUAGAAUUACAUUAUUAUAUUAUACUUACAUUAUUUAUAUGAAACUAGCUAUUUUUAGAUGACCUAAAGUCCUAACUUUUUAGAUGACCCUAACUUUUUUUAGAUUACCCUUACUUUUUCAGAUUACCCUAUCUUUUUACCUGACCCUAAUUUUUUAUAUGAUCCUAACUUUUUAGAUGACCGUAAUUGCUGCAACUGGAAUCCCAAAUUGAAUUAUUCUACUUAAGUUCAGUAUCUUUUUCAGAACUUUUGAAGUGUGGAAACGAAGAUUUCCCGUACUGGGCCUAACUUUAAGAGUAUCGUUGCCAGUUAUACACUCGAUUAUAACUGCGACGGCAGUACUACAUAAUAUUUGUAUUAUAAAUAAUGUUGUGGAUGUCCCGCCUGAGAGCGCUACAGAUGAACCAGAUUCUGGCAAUAUUGAUAAUGUUGCAAAUGCAGAAAACCCUGGCUUAGAUAUUGACAGUCAAAUGCUGGAUGCGGGCGAAAAUUUUGAGCCUGCCAAUUAUAUUUUGGACGCUGGCAAUGUUUUAGAUAG